Molecule: messenger RNA, 141 nt
Organism: Racocetra persica
Lineage: Eukaryota; Fungi; Glomeromycota; Glomeromycetes; Diversisporales; Gigasporaceae
Source: the annotation of a GenBank genome assembly
AAUUUGUAUUUUGAUAAUGCAAUAUAUCCUCUACUUCAAGAACUCCAUCAGUUGAAAAAAGGUGUUAUGAUGAAUAUGAAUAGAGAAUCUGUUUGGGUUGUUGUUUUAAUUAGGCUAGUAACAGCUGAUUUAUCACAAAUA